Messenger RNA from Ctenocephalides felis (cat flea), 15108 nucleotides. It is a transcript of the gene spen, whose product is annotated as protein split ends. Gene Ontology annotation, molecular function: mRNA binding. Gene Ontology annotation, cellular component: nucleus. Lineage: Eukaryota; Metazoa; Arthropoda; Insecta; Siphonaptera; Pulicidae. The record is from RefSeq and is a predicted model, not a curated record. Gene Ontology annotation, biological process: regulation of transcription by RNA polymerase II.
GCAUAAAUGUGAAUAAUACACGUUACCCAAUAUAAACUAAAGUGAUACGUAUGGUAUUAUAACCAUGUGCAAAGUUAAUUGGAAAGUGGCGAACUUGAAUCGGAGAGUGAUGUGUUCCAUAGGACUGUUUUAGUAUAGCAUAUAAAAAAUGUGUCUAUUGAGGUGGUGUGUAAAUUCAAUUUUUGCCACGUAGUGAAGUGAAAAGCGUAAUAUUUCCUAAUGAAGAGUUCGGAGCAAGAUGGUUAGAGAGACUCGGCACCUUUGGGUCGGAAAUUUACCCGAUAAUAUACGCGAGGACCGAAUACGAGAGCAUUUUAAACGAUAUGGACGAGUGCAGAACGUCAAGCUACUAUCGCGUGCGAUCGCUAGUCCGGCGGGGGCCAAAGAGACUUCGUCACCAGCCGAUGUCGGCGGGGGCAGCGGCUCAGGCGGAAUCACCAACGGAGGAGUUUGUGCGGCGGUCGCAUUUAUGGACAUCAAAUCAGCAUCGAAAGCUCAUAAUUGCGAGCAUAAAUUGGAUGAACGAUCGCUGACCACGGAAUAUUAUGAACCAGCCGCUAUACCAUCUUCGGCCGGUAGUUCACCCGCUGGUUCUGGAUAUUCUGGAUCUUCAGGUUCGGCGGCCUCUGGACGUUUUCAACCUAAUCAUGGUAGUACCCCCGAUGACCAUCCGACUGGUUUUGUAGAACGUAGUGUUCCUUUCUAUGAAAGAACUGUACGACAAGAGCCUGAAGGGAGUUACCUCCGAAGAUCGGGUGGAUAUAUAACAACGGACACUAUUCGUGGCCGCGGUAGGGAUCGUUUGUAUAAUCGAAAUGGGCCGUAUACCAAUACUAUUAUCGACAGGGGAACACCCAUAGUACACCAUCGAGUUACUCCAACGUGGUACGAUGGAACGGUUGCUUCUUCUUUGUCUCGUGGAUAUGGCUCAGUUGCAAGCGCCGUUGUGACCCCUGAAGUAUCUUAUGAAAGCGAAGUGAUAGCAAGCCGAACAUUGAAAAAGAAGGGCAUUGUUUUGGCUAAAUCGCGUUCAGGUUCCGAGUCCCCUGGCGGUUCGAUAUCUAGUAGUAGAUCGCGAUCCCGUAGUCGCAGCAGAAGUGCUAGUAGAAGUCCCAGUCGAAGCAGUUGCAGUUCGAGCCGCAGCGGGAGCAGCAGUGAGUCACGUGCUUCUAGUAGUCCUAGGUCGUCGCGUGCACCUCCAUCCUCUGCUGCACAAACGGCGGGGCCUGCAGUGCAUUCAGAUGAUCGGCGACCUCUUGCCAUUUGUGUACGAAAUUUGCCAGCACGCUCUUCGGAUACGUCUCUUAAAGAUGGUCUUUUUCAUGAAUACAAGAAACAUGGAAAAGUCACGUGGGUCAAAGUUGUCGGUCAGUCAGCAGAUCGAUAUGCACUUGUUUGCUUUAAGAAGGCAGAUGAUGCUGAGAAAGCGUUAGAAGUCUCUCGUGAUAAAUUAUUUUUUGGGUGCAAAAUUGAUGUAGCUCCAUAUCAAGGAUACGAUGUUGAUGACAAUGAAUUUAGACCUUACGAAGCCGAAUUAGAUGAAUAUCAUCCAAAAGCAACUCGAACGUUAUUUAUAGGGAAUUUAGAAAAAGAUGUGACAGUUAGUGAAUUGCGAAAACAUUUUGAAAUUUUUGGUGAAAUUAUAGAAAUUGACAUAAAAAAGCAAGGCGCUAUUAGUUCGUAUGCGUUUUGCCAAUAUUCGGAUAUAUGCUCAGUAGUGAAAGCAAUGCGGACCAUGGAUGGUGAACACCUUGGAAAUAAUAGAAUAAAACUAGGUUUUGGAAAAACGAUGCCAACAAACUGUGUUUGGAUGGAUGGCAUUGCGGAAAGUGUUGGAGAAAAGCAGUUAAGUUCUCUUUUUCUUCAAUAUGGUCCGGUAUCUCAAGUAACGUUAGAUCGGGAACGGGGAUUGGCGCUUGUGUUUUUUGAGCAAAUUCUUUUUGCGCAAUCCGCCAUAAAAGAAACACGUGGGGUGACAUUACGUGGUAGAAAACUACAAGUGGAUUUUGCUUCACGUGAAUGUCAGGAAGCAUUUUAUGAAAAAUUAGAUAAGUCAACAAGCUCAAUAAGUAGCAGUAGUGAAAGAACUGCAGCAUUCGAUGUCGUUCCUCCUGUAGCGGCGACGACACCGAGAUUCACGCGUUACGAUGCUCUUGCUAGACCCCGAACUGCGUCAUAUAGCAGAUCAGGUAAUCCUAUCAGCGCGGCUUCAGCUGGUGCUGUUUCUCCCGGGGGCCCUCCUGGUGCCAAUACGCCUCGAGGUCGGGCACGACUCACCAGAUAUCCGCCAGAUUAUUAUGAUUCAGCAGGAGAAUAUACUGAGAGGCGCUUUCGCAACUACGACGAGUUCAGUCAAGGUUCGGGAGCAUCACAUGAAGAUAUAUUUGAACAUGAUGUAUAUGCUCCACCUGCUUGUUACUCAGCUCCUGAUUCGAGCGAACAUGCUCGAAGACGUUCUGACAAAAUGGUAUCUCCAGUACAAGAAGACGACUUUAAAAUACGCUCUGUGCAAAGUGUUGUUAUUCCAACAGACCUGCAAACUGGUGGAACAACAACAUUUCCACCUCCUGAUAUUCGACAUUUACAAAAGGAGCGGGUUCAUCUUUUGGAACAGCUUGAAGAGUGCCCAUCAAGUGGUGAUGAAAUGAUUAGUCCCAAGAAACGUUUAAAAUUAGACUCAAUGUGUCUAGACAAUAUGAAUAUGUCAGGAUUGUCUAAUCUUGAGGCUAAUUUUGAAUCUACAGCUGGUAGUCAUUGUGAUGGUAACUUCACAGGAUCUCAUCAUCGUGGUGGUGAAUGUGUGGAAGUACGACGACUCUCUGAUUCUGGAACUGUGAGGCAUCUACACUGUAGUCGUAGACCUUCUGGGGAGAGCGCUCGUAGUUCUCAGGGAGCUGAUCGUAUCAGUACUAUUUACACACCGCACGCUGUGUGUAAACGUCGAAAAACAGGUGGUUCUUCAGAAGGAGAACACAUUUCACGUGGCAGGUGUCAUCCAUUACACUCUCAUCAUGCUCGUGAAGCAUCUGGUGGAGAAAGUGCUGAUGGUUCACGUCCUGGCACACCUUUAUGUGAUGAGAGACCUGAAAUUUUGGUACCGAUUGAGCCUAGACGUAUUCCUGAUAGAAAAGAACGAGAUCGUAGUCCUAUAUCCUUGCCUUUGCCUCGAUUUGCAGAACAGAUAUUGCAUCAAAACAAAAGUGUUGAAACUAAGCCAAUACAACAUCCAGUAGCAUCUAGUCCACCCGUGACGGUUACGAGUCCACGACUUGCAAAUUUAAAUUUACAAAUGCAACAGAAUAUGGAUUCCUGUCUUGUUCCACCCCCAGCCAGCCCUCCAACACGAUUGCCUCUGCUUAGCCCUAAUUCAAGUGAUUCAGAAGCAACACCUCCUAGUCCAACAUUAGAAGAGAGAAUAAAGAGCCUUGAUGAGAAAUAUGAGAAAUGGUCAGGUUUGAGAUCCUUUUCACAUGAAUCAGCAAGUAAAGUUGAAGCUCCAGCAAAUGCUGUAAAUCUCAGGGUUCGUCAUAAACUUUUGGAGUUAGAUAUAAAUGAAGUACAACCAUCAGAUAUAUUAAAAUCAGUUCUAGCUCGACCGUCUGUAUUUGAUGAAGAUAGCAAACGAUUAGAAAACAUUGGUGAUAAAUAUGAACCAAAGGAAUUUUUACCUUCACGUGGUGGUCAAAAUAACACUCUGAGUAAUUCGGCUGUUACGCCAUCAAAAACGUCACCUAUGGUUUCUUUACAAAUUGCUUCUACAGGAGCAACCACAUGUAUUCGAAGUCCUCGUCCUAAAACCCCCCCUUCCACACCAAAGUCAGCUCCAGCUGUUACAUCAGUACCUGCCAAAGGCCUGCAGUAUCCAUUUCCAAGUCACCCGCCAAUUAUGAUGACUCCUCCAAUUUCUACAACAGCAUUAACCACUUGCAAUUCUGUUACCAAGCUAGCAAGUCCUGUAAAAAGUUCUGUGGCAAUGGAAAGGCAAUUUCCACAAUCAUCUAAAAUUUUGGCUAAGAGCUUAUCAGUUCCUGGUAGCACAAAUUCUGGAACAGUGUCUUUUAUGGAAACUAGUGCAAUGUUAAACGCUUCAGUGAAUAAGCCUGUUCCAUUAAAAGUUAAUACACAUAAAGUAGAUAAGUGUGGUGAUAAAAAUAAAGUUAAUAAAAGUGAUGUAAACAAUAAAAACAGAACUGUUAAGAAGUCAAAAUAUCGUGUACGAGAUAAUCAUAAUGAAAGUGAUAAUUUGGAUAGACGAAAGGAUAUUAUUUAUAAAGCUAGUGAACUUAUAAUUAACCCAGGUAUAGAUUUAGCAAAUAGUAAAAAAUGUGAUAAAUGUGAAUGUGAAGAAAGUGAUAAACAAAAUGAGGAACAAACGCAGAAAGAUAGAUUCGAAAAGAAAAAAAUAGAGAAGCAUAAAUUAGAAAAAGAAGGCAUCCAAAGGGAAUGUUUUGAGCAAGAGCGGUUAGAAAACGAUCAUCAUGGGAAUCAAUGGCGAGAAAAAGAGUGUGACGAGACAGAUCAUGCUGAAAAAGAUAAUAAGCGUUUAGAAAAAGAACGUUUGGAAAAGGAAAGCUUAGAGAAAGAACGCUUGAAAAAGGAAAGCUUAGAGAAAGAACGCUUGGAAAAGGAACACAUUGAAAAACAUCGUUUGGAACAUGAGCGUACCGAAAACGAACGUUUGGAAAAAGAAAACUUGGAGAAGGAACGUCUUGAAAGGAAACGUUUAGAUAAAGAGCGUCUUGUAAAGGAACGUUUGGAGAAAGAGCGUCUUGAAAAAGAACGUUUGGGGAAGGAGCGGAUUGAAAAGGAACGUUUGGAGAAGGAGCGUCUCGAAAAAGAACGUUUAGAGAAGGAGCGCCUUGAAAAGGAACGUUUGGAAAAGGAGCGCCUUGAAAAGGAACGUUUGGAAAAGGAGCGACUUGAAAAGGAACGUUUGGAAAAUGAGCGACUUGAAAAUGAACGUUUGGAAAAGGAGCGUCUCGAAAAGGAACGUUUGGAAAAGGAGCGCCUUGAAAAGGAACGUUUGGAGAAGGAGCGUCUCGAAAAGGAACGUUUGGAAAAGGAACGCCAUGAAAAGGAACGUUUAGAGAAGGAGCGCAUUGAAAAGGAACGUUUAGAGAAGGAGCGCAUUGAAAAGGAACGUUUGGAGAAGGAACGCAUUGAAAAAGAACGAUUGCAAAAAGACCGCCUUGAAAAGGAACGGUUGCAGAAAGAGCGCCUUGAAAAGGAACGUUUGGAGAAGGAGCGCCAUGAAAAGGAGCGUUUGGAGAAGGAGCGCCAUGAAAAGGAACGCCUUGAAAAGGAACGUCUGGAGAAAAAACGUCAUGAAAAAGAACGUUUGGAUAAAGAACGUCUUGAAGAAGAACGUUUAGAGAAAGAACGAUUGGAAAUGGAACAUCUUGAAAAGAAGCGCGUGGAGACGGAGCGCCUUGAAAAGGAACGUUUGCAAAAGGCGUUUCUUGAAAAGGAACGUUUGGAGAUAGAGCGCUCUGAAAAGGAACGUUUGGAGAAGGACCGUAUAGAUAAGAAACGUUUGGAGAAAGAACGUCUUGAAAAAGACCGUUUGGAUAAGGAACACCUUGAAAGGCAGCUUACGGAGAAAGAGUGUAUUAUGAAAGAAUGCUUGGAAAGAGAUUCACUGGGAAGAAAACGUUCAGAAAGAGACCUGCUCGAAGUCGAAAACAUUGAGAAAGAUCGCUUAGUAAAAGAGCAUAUUGAAAAACAACUUCUUGAGAAGGAACUAUUAGAGAAGAAAAGAUUAGAAAAAGAGCAUAUUAAGGAUCGCCUAGAAAUAAAACAAAUUGAAAAAAUUUGCGAAGGAAAUGAGACAUUACCUUUAGAAGAGGAACGAUUAAAUACAGAGCAAUUAGUAAAAGAACAUAAGUUAGAAGAUCUACCGGAAAAUGACAAGGAACGCAUGGAAAGACUAGCUAAAGAAAAAAUAGAAACCAAAAAGAAUGAAUGGCUACAAAAAGAAAUAGUAGAGAAAGAAUUGGAAUUAGAACUGGAACGGGGGCAAAUUGUUAAGGAACGCAUUGGAAAAGAAUGGUUUGAUAAACAAACUUCUGAAAAAGUGCGCAUUUGUAAAGAAUAUAAUGACAAAGUGCGUGUUAAAAUAGAACAUGACGAAGAACGAUUCAGAGAAGUUGACAUAGACAAAAAUGUAGAUAAAGGAAGUUUAGGUAAGAUUCACGAUAAAUUUACUACGGAAAACUCGAGACAAGGUAAAGUAAAAUUAAAUAAAGAGUCUUCGGAUAAACAACGCCUGAAUAAGGAUAAAAUAAAUAAAGGAAAGGAUCAGGAGGAUGAAAAGUUUAGGGCAGAUCAAAGUGAUAAAGAGAAGAAACUUGAAAAAGACCGAGCUUCCUGCAAAUUUUCUAACAUUAUAUCAACACGCGAUGAAAAUAUAUUUGAAAGCGAACGAUUGCAUGAAAAUGAAUCCGAAAUCUAUGGUAAAAAAGUAAAUUCUGAUAUGUCGGACAGCGAAUUGGUGGUAGACACAAAACAUAGAGAGAAAAUCAAUACCAAUUGCUACACUCCAGCCGGCAUAGGUUGCAAGCGCCGAAACAGUUUGCGUGAACAAAUAAAUGAAGAUAAUGUGAAAAGAUGUAAACUUACUAUGGACGAACAAGUGGAAAAUGCUGAGAUGCGCGUUUCCAAAGAUUCGCGACAGAAAGAACGAACAAAAAUCGUGGACAAACGCGAGAAGGACAAACGGAUGCGUUUAAAAACGGAAAAAGUCGAUCGGGAAGAAAAAUCAAAAAUUUCUUUGCCUAGUUUACCACCACCACCUCCGCCGGUGCAAAAGAAAAACAACAAUAAGGAAAGUACGUGCAUAAAUUCACAUCCUGCAUCACCUCCAAUUGCAGAAGAUUUUCUUGCCAGGCUAGAGCUGCGCUCUAGCGAAGAGGACGAGAAACAGCGAGCUCAACGUAAAGAACUCAAAGAGCAGAAACGACAACAACAGUUACAACAAAUUCAACAGCUUCAGUUACAACAAGAGGCUCUCCAACAGCAGCAACAGAUCAAACAAGAGGAAAGAUUUUUGUCAGAGACUUUGAAAAUGGAGGAUGGCCGCAAAAAAGAAAAAGAAAAACGAAUUUCAGUAGAACGCAAAGGAAAAGAUGAAACUGUAAAUCCUAAGUCAAGUGAAAAUUGCAGGAGAAAAGUGAGAAGGGUUACAAAUAAUAGUACUGAUACAUCGGAUUCCGAUGAACCAAAGAAGCAUUCCAUUUUUGAUAUAGUGGAUGACGGGCCGACAUACAUUUCCAUGUAUGAUAAAGUGAAAGCUCGAUCAUGCAAAAAUAUGCAAAAACAAGAAGAGGAAAAGCGCCAAGAAAAGAUUAAAGCCAAAUUUAGCCAACUUAAGCAAAGCAGAGCAAAACGUGAAGAGAAGAAACGUUCGAUGAGUUGGGAAGGCGAUUCGGAUUCGGAACAAGAUAGGUCGUCUAAUAAACAAAAUCGAGGUCGUUCAGGAAAGAGUAUGAUAACAAGUUCAUCGGAAGAUGAGCACAACACAGUGCGCAAAUCAGUCGAAACGCGUUCGGACAUGAGUUGCGAAUCGGCAGCUGAAAGAACUCUGUCUUCUCGUAGAGGCUCACGCAUUACUUCUGACACUUCCGAAGACGAGAAUGCACGAUUGAAUAUCAGUGCUAUUAAAACUGAAGUGCUAGAAAGUGAAGUUGAAGUUAAUGAUAAAAAUAUAGUAAUCACAUCAAAUAAAAUGGAAAAGCCUCCAUCUCCGAACAUGUUGCAAAAAUUGCAACGCAGGGAGCGCAAUACCAAAUCCCGCGAUUCUAAAGUUAUUUUUGUGAACUGUUCCGAAACAAAAGUAAAAAGUCCUGAUAUAAAUUUAUUACCGUUAAUUAAAACAGAAGUUAAAAAUGAGGACAUAAAGUUUGAGAUAAAAACUGACCCGUGCAAAUUAAAUGAAUAUAAUAAAUAUUCUGAUGCUGAUGCAGAAAACGAAGAUAUGGUCUCUUUGAAUAAGGCUGGUAUGAAUAAAGAUAAACAUGGACUUGAAAUUGAUGAAAAAAUAAAUCUUGACAUACGAAAAAAACACAGAAAAAAACAAAAAAGACAAAAGGGUAUGGAAUGUGAUAACCUUUUUGAAAAAUGCUUUGAUCACCAUGAGUCGAAUGGUAAUGUUGAAAAUAUAGAGAACGAUCAUAUUAAAUCUGGAAAUACUGAAUAUAGAAGACAUGUAAGUAAAAAGGACAAAAAACGGGAUAAAGUAAAGGAUGAUAGUGAUAAAGAGAAAACAAAAAUUAAGAAAGUGAAAAAAGUAGAAAAAUUAGAAAACAGCAUAUUUAAACAGGAUUGCUUGAGUAACAGUGUUCUCAAAAGAGAGGAAAAAAUACAGAAUAUAUUCGGUUCGUUUUCAGAUGAUGAAAGUGCGUUGGUGAAUAAAGAUAAUGAUAUGUCAAACGUUUACUCUACUUCUUACAAUAGUGAUUGUAAAGAUGAUAAAUUUACAAUAUCAAACGAAAACUCUAAAAAUUAUAUCAAUGAUAAACUGAUUUACAAUCAGAAACAUAGAGAGGAAUCCCGAAGACGAAAAGAGAAAAGAAAGAAGGAUCGUGAUCGUAAAUUUGCACGUGAUAAUGACAUCAGUGUAGACAAGAUAGAGAAAGAGGGCACAUUAGAAGAAAAGUUAACGAACGAUUUAGCAGAAGAUGAUAACGAUUCUCUGACUUAUUGUGGAAAUUCUCAGUCUAAUUUUUCAGAUAAAGGCGCAACAGAGGUAGACGUGUUUCGAUUUACUGAUGGAGAUGACAGUUUGGAAGGUGAUGGUGCUAAAUGUAACACCUCUGGAAGUAAUCUUUUGAACAAAAAAGAAUCAAAAGAGAAGAAGAAGAAAAAGAAACGCAAUAAAGAGGAUAAACAAAAUCGAAAAGAACAUCAUACUCAUCAAGAAAAAAAUAAAGAAAAGAAUUUGGAUAAUGUUAUUGAAAAUCAUUGUGACAGUUCUAGUGAUAUUCGUGAACAAGAAGAUGAAUGUUCUGAUUCUUAUGUGGAAAUGCAAAGAAUUACACCUAAUCCCCAAGAUUUGGAUCAUUAUCAACAACUUGUUGUAUCUCCUUCUAGUGAAUAUCUUAAAUCAGAUAAAAUAAGCAUGGAUGAAAGCAUAAAUGAUAAUGAAUGUCAAAUUGAACAUGAUUCUUGUAUAAAUAAAUCUGGUGAUGAACAAGAAACAACAGCAACAAUGAAUUACCCUGACAAAGAUUUUGAAGAUGAUAAGAAAACUGACGUGUUAGAUUGCAAAGAUGAUUUCAAAAGUAGCUCUGUAACAAUUUCUGAAGUAUCACUAUCAUCGCUCACUCCAGAAAUUGUUCAUAAAAGCGAAACACAACAAACCUCAUUGGAUUUACCAUAUGUAGAAUGUAACUCUAUGCAGAGCCAAAUUGAUACAAAUGCAUUACCAUCUAACGACGACCACUUAACACAUAUAAUUAAACCAAUAGAAAAUAAACGCAAAAUGGAUAAACUUAUACCAGGUUUUGGUGUUGAUAUAGAUGAUAAAAUUCACGAAAAUGCUGUUAAAAGUAUUUCAGAUUUCAUUCCUUCUAGAGAUAAAUUGGAUCUUGAUGAUAGUUUAAAUCAAACUGAAUCAAAUAAAUUGAUUAAGACUGAUAAAUUAGAGGAAAAACCAAGAGUUAUAAUUUCACAAGAGGAAACUGAAGAUGCUGUGGCUGCGCUAUUAGGGGAAAGUUUUGGUAGUAGUGGUUUUGAACAAUAUGAAGGUGAAACUAGCCCUAUUGGUGGCUCUACAAACAUAGCAGAAAAUAACAUUGCUGAUGAAGAAGCCGAGGAAAUGAGACAGGCAGUUCAAUCUUUAAAAUCUACAGAAAUUGACGGUAUGAAGCCUGAUACUCCCCAGUCAGAAAAUGAUUUACAAAUUGACACAGAUACAGAGGACAAUGCAGAGGAUUGCAUAAAUAAUGAUAAUGCAAACAAAAAUCAAGAAUCUAAUAGUUUAUGUCCUACAAUAAAUAAAUGCUAUAGUGAAUUAAUAAACAAAUCAAACAUGAUUGCACAUGAGGAGUUGCAAGCUGUUUCUUCAGUUAGUGAAGUUUAUCCUGUGCCAAGUGAAUCCAUUGUUAAUUCAAAUAUUACUAAAGAUACUGAUUGUAAAACUUCUACUAUUUCAAAGGAUUUAUUGUCUGCAACAACAGAGAUAUCAAAUUCUUGGGUAGUUAAUAAGGCUAAACAUAAUACAGAGUCUAAAGAAAUAACACAGAUGAAUGAUCAACCAGCAGCAAUAGAACAGUUGGUUGCUUUUUCUGGAAGUACUUCAGGAUGCAGACCUUCAAAUGUAGUAACGCAAAAUAGGCCUGUCCAGGCAUAUAUGGUAACUACAUCAAGGGUACCGGCACCUCAAUUUUCACAUAUCCCUGCAUAUACACUUCAACAAACAAAUGUGAAAAAUUCUUCAGAACAAAUCAAUAUUUAUAAAAAGCCUGUUGGGGUUAUGGUUUCAUCAAAUAUUUGUACAGAAGUAUGCCAUAUAUCACAUCAACCUAAUAAAGAUUUUAAUGCAAUGGACAUGAUUCCAAGGAUGCAAAAUCUUCCUACCUCAUCAAUGGUUAUAUCCACAACAACAGUUGUCAGACCCCAAGGAUUACAAAUACAUAAACAAUUGAACCAAACAAACUCUACACAAAUUCCAAUAAACAUGCAUAAUAGAAGUCAAUUAUGUUCUGCUUCUCAGACGCCAAUUUCUGCUUCGAAUUCAAUUAAUAGAUUACCAAUACCAUCUGUGGUUUCAGGUUCAUCUAAUAUUAUAUCAUCAUCAAUUACUGACAUAUCGAGCGUACCUAAACUUCAUAUACCUGCUAUGAUUAAAACACAUGUACAUAAAAGUAUUCAAGAAGCAAGUGGAUUUUCCUGUAAUGAAUUUAACCCAAGAAUUAUAUUUUCUAACCCUGAAAUACCUAUAUCUGUUUACACCCAAUCUCGAAGCACAAUAUGCAAUUCCAAAGAUAGUACACAAAAGGAUAGCACACAAAAGGCAGUUUCACAUAAUUUUAUCUCUACUAAUGAAAAUAAUAAAGAUCUGAAUAGUGAUCCAGUAAAUUUAACAGAAAUUUCUGCAGAAACGGUUAUUGGCAUGACACAAACACAAUAUGCUCAUUGCAAUUAUACUUCAGAAAAUAACAGAAAUGUCAAAAUGGCACAUUCCGAAGUACGGACACCAGAGAUUAUUACCAGUUCUAGAAUUAUACAUCAAACUUCAAGCGGCAUGUCAAUGCAAAUAUUAUCACACAUGCCAUUAAUCAACACUGCUUCAAAUAGUGUUAAAAUUGAAGAAAUUAAGAAUGUUUCUGCAGCUGAAACCGCUACUCAAAAUCCUGUAAUUGUUUCAUCAAUUAAACAACUGGAAAGUGUAAGUAGUGGUCCACAUGAACAAUUCACUACUAAUCCACUAUAUUUAUCUGAAGGUGAUGAUAAAGCAAUUACAUUUAAGCAGAAUGAUGAUGAUCCUUUAGAUACUUUGAAUGCUGAUAAAUCUAAUCAUGAAAAAGAUUAUAAUGAAUUAGAUGAAAAUAAAGAUGAAAAAAUUAAGGAUAUAAGUCAAGAUACAAAUGUUGAUACAACGCCAAAAGUUGAAAGUAUUAUUGAAAAACAGUCUUCAGAAAAUUCAGAAAUGUUGGAAGUUAAGAGUGAAGCAAUGGAACAAAAAUUAGAAAUAAUUGAUGUUAAGGAAGAUAGUGAUUGUUGGUCAGCAAAAGAAGUAAAUAUUGAAUCAGUCAUUAAAAAAGUUGAUGCUUUGUGUUCUGCAGAAGAAGUGCUUGAGAAUAAAUUUGUGGAAAAUAAGGACCAAAUAGAAAUCACCUCUAUAAAUUUUGAAAAUCAAAAUUCAAACUCGAUUCAUAAUGAUAAUGACAAUAGUGAUGAACUGAAUCAACCAAAUAAUGAUUUAAUCAAAAAAGAAAGUACUGCCGAUAUCGGUAAAUGCGAUGAUGAUAUUAUUAUGAAAGAAUGUGUUUCACGUGGUGUAGGAAGAAGGGGGAGAAUGCGCGGUAGAAAAAGUCAAAGUAGGGUGUUUGAUCGCCAAACCAGUCAAGUGAAACGAGGUAAAGGAAUAAGCAAAAGAGGUCGAGGUGGCCCUAAAAUUAAAAUCAAUGAUAGGAAAGUCUCUCAAGAUUUGUCUAAUGAUAUUUAUGAAUUUCGUGAUGAUUCUGGGGAAGAUAACAAGGAAGAUGAUAGUCGUCCACGCUUAAUUCUAACAAUUAAAGGACCAACAUCUUCAGCAGUAACUGGCACAAAUACAUCUGUGUCCUCAACAAAACCUACUUCACCGUCUCCUUUAAUAGAUGCAAAAGAAGACUUUUCUCAACCAUUAUACAAUACGAGAAAGUCGCGUCGGCUACAAGAACGCGACGGAUCCAGGAGCACUGUUGAUGAUGUGAUUGAAGAUGUAAUUAAAAAUGGUUCACUCAAAGGUGGUCAAAAUAUUCUUCGAAGGUCGACUCGGCAAAAUAUAAUAGGUAAAGCACCAGAUAAAGUAGGCCUGACAGAAGUUCGUAAGUCACCCCGUGCUAAAAGACUUAAAGAUAAAUCUGAAGCAUCAAUUGACAGUAGUGAUGAGAAAUGUAGUAAGUCCUUGGAUGCAGUUCCAGAUGACAAAAUAGUCAUUAGCGAAACAGCUGUUCUGGAUAACUCUGAUUCAAAAAAGGUUGUUUUGAAUGAUGGAGAAGAUAUAAAAGCAUCAGUUGCUUCCGUGAAAACUUCAGUGAUAGCAUCUAAAGAUACUACUUCUUCAACUACCUCGGAGGUUAAUACAGUUGUAGAACAAACUGUUAUAGAACCGGAAUCAUUAACACUAAUAGAUCCUGUGACAGGUGAACUAACUGUAGUAUGUCAGAGUAAAGAAGGUCAAUACAUUCCAGUUACUACAAGUUUAGAAUUUCCAGCAUCUUCUUAUUCAUCUGUUAUCACAACUUCCAGCACAACAACUGCGGCAAAUUUAAAAAUCAGUGAAUCAAUAGUAGUUGAUACAGCAAAAUCUAAUGCACCUCCUAUUACUAACUUAGAUACACCAGUUAUAAGAUCAAUGCCAUCAAUUGAAACUACAGUUACACCUAAGCCACACACAUUAAAAUCGCAUGUGCUAUCACAUAUUCCGAAACCAGUCAUUUUACAAACAUGUCCUGCUGUUAAUUCAAUACAAAUUAAGCCAAACACUAAUUCUGGAAUUAAUCCUCAAAAAUCAGCAGUUAUUAAUAUUCCCCAGGUAUCUCCACAAAUUUCUACUCAUCCUAACUGCAAUAUCAAUCUGGUUAGCAAAUGCAAUGAACAGAAUAUAGUAACACCAAGAUUCCAGCAAAACAUUGUUCCCAAAAUUCAAAAUAUUCACACGCAGGGCACAGUUGUAAAAAUGGCUAAUGCAAAAUCUGCGACAGUUUCGAUUUCGUCCACACAAUCUAAUCAAUAUACCAGCCAAAAGCCAAUAUGCUCCACAAGAGUGCAGACAAUUCAACAAAUUCAAAAUCAAAAAUCAAUACCAACUAUUCAAAAGAGUGUUCAAAUGAACUCAAAUAUCAUUACGCAAACUACAAAUAUGGCAAUAAAACAAAAUGUGCAACUAAUACAAGGGCAACAUGGUCAAGUGGUAACCACCAUACAACGGCAUAUAGUGACAGGAAAGUCUGGUAAUAUUCCUAUACCAGUUCAAGCAGGUUCUAUAGUUGCUCCAAAUAAAUCAGUUAUCUUAACGGCUGCUGUGGCAAGUCCUCCGUUAAAGCAACCUCUCAUUACUGGUCAACCAGUUGUGACUGGUGCAAGUGGAUCUAGAGCUACUGUGCCUCACGUAUCACCACAAGGACCACAUUCGGCAUCUCCUUCUCCGCGAGGUCAGGUUCUACAGGCUGCUCUACCGAUGCCUGUUUUUGAGGGAGCUAUGAGUGAGUCUGUCACCCAUUUUCCAAUGAUUCCUAUAAGGGGCGUAAAUUCAAGAGAUCUGAAUCCACAUAUAAAUGAAGUAUCGGGAUAUUCUAUGUAUCAACAGUAUUUGAGAGUUCAGGAAUUAGGAGUAACGCGACUGCCGUAUUUAUCACGAACUUCAAUUUUACCUGGCCUGGAUCAGAAUGUAGAAAGUCAUGAAAAUAUGAUUAGGAUACGAGACGAUCUUAUAGGCAGCCCUCCUUUAGAACUACGCCGGCAAGCUGCUAUUAAUCCUAAUAUUCCGUCCGCUAGACAAAUUACUGCUGUUCCACACAGUUUACAAUCUCCUCAUGAUCGCGCUACAGAUUCACCGCAAGUUGCUCAAGUGUACAUGCACAGUUCGCGAAUAGCCGUACCACAUUAUCCUAGUCAAGGCAAUGCGCGAUUUUAUGAGGGCACUUGUACACCAUCGCCCGCACAUCGUGCCCCUCUCGCAGUCAGCGUAUCGACGGCUAGCAUUCAGCAGCAGAUAGGUGCCGCAUCGGUGACGCCAGCCAAAAAGCAUUCGCCGACCGCGGCGCAUCAGACUUCUUUGGCAACAUCAAGUGCUGCUGUAGUUGUAGCGACUGUUGCUCCGCUCAUGACCACGCGCACGGCAGCCACUGUACAUCAACGUGCCGCUAUGGUGCCGUUGCAAAUAGAUUCAUUACUGAUGCGCUUGCAGCGAUAUCCAAUAAUGUGGCAAGGACUACUGGCACUCAAGAACGAUCAGGCUGCCGUACAAAUGCAUUAUAUGCAAGGAAAUUCGCAUAUUGCGCGACAAUCGCUCCCGUGCAACGUGGAUGGGAGCACGCCACCUCUGCGCAUCCUUCAACGGAUGCGACUGGAACAGGCUCAGAUAGAAGGAGUUGCUAGAAAGAUGCAGACGCCAAAUGAAUAUUGUGUUUUGCUUGCUCUGCCUUGCGGACACGAUCAACUAGAUGUUCUGCAACAAUCCAGAAAUCUUUCCAGUGGAUUCAUAACGUAUCUUCAAGAAAAAAAAGCGGCAGGGAUAGUGAACAUUGCUGCACCUGGAUCGAAUCAAGUGUCUUAUGUAGUUCACAUAUUUCCAUCUUGUGAGUUUUCAAAUGAAAAUCUUAAUCGCAUUGACUCAGAUUUAUUAAAUAGAAUAGCAGAUACCUCACAUUUGCUCAUUGUCAUUGCAACCGUUUAAGUUGUAGA